This is a messenger RNA of Puma concolor (puma), 693 nucleotides long. RefSeq names its product apolipoprotein B mRNA editing enzyme catalytic subunit 2 (gene APOBEC2). Gene Ontology annotation, biological process: cytidine to uridine editing. Gene Ontology annotation, molecular function: cytidine deaminase activity; RNA binding. NCBI's taxonomy places the organism in Eukaryota, Metazoa, Chordata, Mammalia, Carnivora, Felidae. Gene Ontology annotation, cellular component: nucleus; cytoplasm. The record is from RefSeq and is a predicted model, not a curated record.
AUGGCCCAGAAAGAAGAGGCCGCUGCGGCCGCUGCGCCCGCUGCGCCUGCUGCGCCCGCCUCCCAGAACGGUGAGGAUCUGGACGAUCUGGACGACCCUGAGAAGCUGAAGGAGCUGAUUGAACUGCCUCCCUUUGAGAUCGUCACAGGGGAGCGGCUGCCCGUCAAUUUCUUUAAGUUUCAGUUCCGGAACGUGGAGUACAGCUCCGGGCGGAACAAGACCUUCCUCUGCUACGUGGUGGAAGCGCAGGGCAAGGGGGGUCAGGUGCAGGCCUCCCGCGGGUACCUGGAGGACGAGCACGCAGCCGCCCAUGCCGAGGAGGCCUUCUUCAACACCAUCCUGCCGGCCUGCGACCCGGCCGUGCGCUACAACGUCACCUGGUACGUGUCGUCCAGCCCCUGUGCCGCCUGCGCCGACCGCAUCGUGCGGACCCUCGGCAAGACCAAGAACCUGCGCCUGCUCAUCCUGGUGGGGCGCCUCUUCAUGUGGGAGGAGCCCGACGUCCAGGCCGCGCUGCGGAGGCUGAAGGAGGCCGGCUGCCGGCUGCGCAUCAUGAAGCCCCAGGACUUCGAGUACGUCUGGCAGAAUUUUGUGGAGCAGGAAGAGGGCGAGUCCAAGGCCUUUGAGCCCUGGGAGGACAUUCAGGAGAACUUCCUGUACUACGAAGAGAAGCUGGCGGACAUCCUGAAGUAG